Molecule: messenger RNA, 1376 nt
Organism: Schistocerca nitens (vagrant locust)
Lineage: Eukaryota; Metazoa; Arthropoda; Insecta; Orthoptera; Acrididae
Product: elastase-1-like
Exons: 7
Coding region: 1-825 (274 amino acids)
Biological process (GO): proteolysis
Molecular function (GO): serine-type endopeptidase activity
Source: RefSeq, a predicted model, not a curated record
AUGAAGCAGCUACUGUGUGUCCUGCUCGCCUCAGUGGUGGCCGAUCAGGGGCCACUGGUGGAGAAUUCGAGAUCCGACUACACUGACUUGGCAUGGGGGGAUUCAGCAGCAGACGGCGCGGCCGCGAGGACGGGUCGUCUCGUGGGCGGCGGGGCGGCGGCGCGCGGCCAGUUCCCGUUCGCCGCCUACGUCAACGUGGCCGGCACGACGGCGUGCGGCGCCGCGCUCAUCACCGACGGCUGGCUGCUCACCGCCGGCCAGUGCAUCUACUCGUACAUGGAGUGGACCAUAUACCUGGGAGUAAUUGACCUGGUAACGACGGACGACUACUCAGUGGUCAUCGUGACCAACUCAGGGUUGGAGCACCCCGGCUAUGACGCCACCACGUUGAGGCACAACAUCGGACUCCUGAGUGUGCCCGGAAGAGUCUUCUUCAACCAAUACGUGACGCCUGCCGCGCUGCCGCGGUACUCAGACGUGGACAGCACUUUUGAAGGCGUCGACGUUAUGGUCACCGCCUGGGGAGCCCAGGCAACAGGCGGUGCAGCGGCGCAGACCAUGUGGUACGCUUACUUCCAGCCAGUAGCCAUAUGCAGCCCCGCCUGGUCCUACUGCGGCAUUGGGCGCUACAACGAGGCCCUCUGCACGGGUGACUUCGGGAGUCCGAUGCAGCGCGCCGAGUCCACUGGGAACUAUACGCUGGUGGGCGUCGCCAGCUUCAUACAGGGCACCACCACCUGCGAGGGUGCCACCUCCGGCUUCACCAUGGUGGCCGCCUACCUCGACUGGAUCAACCGGCACACGCAGCUGGAAAUCCUCCCUUGAUCAGUGAUCUGUGUGGACGUUCAGUGAGCUGCGGCUACACAGGCCUGUGAACACUGGAACAACUGCACACGGAACUUGUGGCGUGCGCUGAUAUUAUAUCUGGGAAACUGUUCUGAGAAUCCGUCGAUUCCUGACUCAGCCAGACAUCAAAACUCAGGAAAACGUGUAAUGGAAGAACUUACAUCAGAAUAUAAGGCAGUGUAAAACUCGGGAUAACAGUGAUAAUUCAUUUUUAUUGCGGUUGUUGACUGGGUUAAUAAUGCUGAAAGUCCCAAAUGCAGUGAUAUGUCAUUGAGAAGUUAGUUUUAGACCUUUAUUGUGUAGCUGAAGCUAUUUGACACUUUUUCCAAGAUGUGUUAAUGAAAAUGUAUUUGGUGCUGUGCAAGACACUAUCCUUAACUGAUUGGAGACAUUUAAGCACACACGUGACAAAAAAAUAUUACUGACAAACUGUGUGACAUACCACGAGUAAAUUUUUCUAUUACUUCUGAACGGUAAAAUAUGGGAUCAAGUAUUUACAUCUAUGGUGUCAACCUUUAGCUAAUCAACGC